UGUUGCUAAUCGUACGUGCGAUGAAUGAUUCAGUGCUUGUUAUGAAACCAGUGGAUGAAUGGGCCCAAGUAGUCCAAGUACAUCGCAAAGUUUGCACAUUGUUACACGUGGAUGUCUUGACUAAUGUCUUGUUUUUGAUUGCAUAAGCUUGUAGAGUAAACUUAGAUGUCAAUCCUCCUGCUCGCAGUGGCCCUGCUGGCGGGCAGUGUGAACUCCUCCAACUCCACCAUAUCUGAUGGCGGGGAGGUGUGCGAGGCUUCGGCCGGCUUGUGGAGCCGCGCGCUGGAAGACUGGGCCACGUCCACGCUUGUCCAGUCGGAUAGACAUGGUCGGGUCAUGGCACUACCUUCAACGAAGGGCUACUACGUAGCAGAACGAUACGAUACCCCGUAUCUAUCCCCUCCACCCCCGUACCCUUCACAACACAUACCCACCCAGGGGCACGCACAACCUUCUUCACCAGGGUACAUACCACAAUCGCAGAAUCACCCACCCUCCUCAUCAGGAUACAUACCGCAAUCACAGAACCAUCCGUCCUCCUCGUCGGGGUAUAUACCCCAGAACCAUCCACCUUCAUCACCGGGAUACAUAACACAACCAUCAGGGCACAUGCCACAACCACACACCUCCCAUGGACCCAUACACAACAUGCCCCCUCACGGAAUGCACGUACCUCAGGGAUAUAAGGAGUGGGAAGGAACUCCUCAGUCGGGAGGAGGGAAGAUUGUUAAUCGACCUACAAAGCCUUACAAGGACAAAUUCAAGCCGAGUUAUCCUGCUCCAACUCAGCAGGAGCAGCAGCACCGCCCGGGCCCCAACUCCAUCGACCGCGUGGACGACCCUCCGCGCAAGCAGGUGACGGAGACCGACCUGUACUUGCUCAGCGCCAUCGAGAAGCUGGUGUACCGGGUCGACCUCAUGGAGAAACGGCUGCGGAAGAUGGAGGAGGGAGUCCACUAUUUGCUGGCUGGGGUGGAGUCUAAGCCGGAUCCUUGCCCCAAGAACUACACCCGCGUGGGGGACACGUGCUACUCGUGGUCCGACGUCGCCUUGGACUGGAAGGGCGCGUCGGUCGCCUGCCGCAAGGCGCGCGCGGCGCUGCUGGAGCUGACCGACGACGCGCAGCGGAAGACCCUGUACUCCAGGCUGCUGUCUGAUAAGCAGCUCAGAGGUAACGACUUCUGGACGGGUGGCUUGAACCCCGGCCUGCUCUGGAUCUGGUCCCAUUCGGCUAAGCCGGUGGAACCCAACUCCACCAAUUCCACCAGCAUUGCGGGAGACGGUCGCUGCCUCGCGCUAGUCUCGGACCCCACCAGGAACACAUACGUUUACAGAGGUCAGGACUGCGCGGUGCCGCACCGGUACAUCUGCCAGAAGGAAGACAGCAAGGACAAACUCGGGAAUGAGAUCGAGAGGGUGGCGCGGAAGCUGAAACAUGAGAGGAGGAGAUCCAAGUUGCUAUGGGAUGACGAUUUACAACCGGGCAGUUACUCCGUACUAGGAAUAGCUGCAGGGACUAAUUAGAACUUUUACAAAUAUCUGAGAAAAUUCAGCCAUUCGUGUGAAAUAGUCAAGUGACAAGGAACAUGGGAUUAAAGAAUAAUUUAGUUUUGCACAAAAUGUUCAUUAUUAUAGGUAUUGAUCGUAAUUUAUUUCCUUUAUAUAUAGUGUUUUUUAACUGAAAUCAAAAACUAUAGGAGAUGCAGGAAAGUCUUAGGAACCUUUGGGUCUUUUUUUGUGAAAACAAUUUUGCAUUAUCAAUUUUUUGUGAAUUAUGUACAUUGAUUUUUAAUUUUAUGCUCUCACACAUAAUAAAAAAAUUGACUAUUACAUGACAAAUUAUUUGCACAAAAAUAACCUAAAGAUUCCUAAAACAGUUUCCCUGUAUCUCGUAUGAUUUUAGAUUUUCCCACACUGUCCCAGUUAAAAAACACUGCAUAUUUUUGUAAUAUUAGCUUUUUACACCUCAACCCGUUUUACGGUAGUAAAAACGCAGAAGUUUUUUCUUUUAUCUUUCGUAAUAUAAAACAUUUUGAUACCUACUCUUUAGUCUUGUUUUUGUUUUAUAACUUUAUGAAACUUCUGUGUGGGUUACCUUAUGGUUCAAUUUUAUAAGACUGAUAUUUAAAUCAAUAUGUGCCCACUUUUAAUUAGGCAUUUACUAAAAUGAGAUGUUAACCAAAUAAAAGACUUGAAUUUCUCGUAAAUCCUUAUAUUCUAGAGUAUUUACAAUGUUUCGCGUUGAAUAGCAACAAAAUAACUUAUUUAAAUAAAUAUUUAUAAACAAUCAGACCUGCACUGUUUUAUUUUAUAGUACAUUGUCCUUCCCAUCUUGGUUUACAAUUUUCUUGCUGUGACUUUUUGGCCACAUACUGGAGUCUCUUAAUGCUUAAGAACGCCCUCAGCAUUUGCCUAAUAUUUGAGAUUGUGCCCAUAACAACAGUCAGUUACGGACUUAAUUAUUAUAUUUACAAAUUACAAUAUUUCUGUAAAAUAGGUACAGAAAAUUGUAACCAAGAUUUCACAAAUUGUAAUAAAUAAACUUCUCAAAAUCCAAGCAAAAGAAAUGCAGUACCAUUCAAUCUAACCUACAUUCGCAGUCUAUUAAGUUGGACAAACUCAUAGGUAGGAAAAAUAAGCAAGUUAAAUUAUGAAGUAUUAUUAAUAACUUCCAAAUUAUGAAUAAUAUUGUUGAUAGAAUAAGUUCAACCGAUUUCAACUGCAUUCAACAAAAUUGUAAAAUUAAUAACAAUAUUUUUUUAGCCGACUUAAAAGGUGACCGAUGUCGCUUUUCACAAAACCACGUAACGACGACGUUCAUACCGCGAGCUAACAUUCGUAAAGUUCUUAUUUGUCAAAAAUCAUAUGGGCUUUUUGAAAAUUACUACGGUCACUAAGUACAAUACUACUAUUAACACAGUUGAAAUUGGUUAAAAUUCCUUUUAAGUUUGUAUCAAAGAUAUUGCGUGUAUUUAGUAGGACCAAUAUUUUUGGUUUAAUAUCUUUUUAGAGCAAAUGAUUCGUAUAAACUCUGCAAUAAAUAUAAAUAUUAACACAUAACUGAAUUAUUAUGUUGUGGUAAGACUAGCAAUCCGUGAUUUGUAACUGGCAACAUUUGUAAAGCGAAUAACGUAAUAUACUACAUGCUAUGGGUUGUAUAAAACCUCUAGUUUAAUUCAUUUACAAUUUAUACAAUUAAUUGGAACAUUGUGACGGAAUUACAUUAUUAUUGUAAAGCUAAAGUAUUUCGUUUAAAUGGAAAUUAAAAAUCUUAGUUAAAUGAUCAAAAUAAGAAUAGGAAUGCCAUAUUGUGAAUGUAAAUAUAUUUUAAUAAUUCUUUCGAUUUCAAUCGAUUUUGAUAGUCACUAUCAUCGAUCAUUCCCCCACCAUUCACCCACCUCUGGCUCAUCACUCACCUCUCAGAUUGAGAAGGGUUUGACCAUAAUAUUUCUACCACGCUGGCCAAGGGCGGAUUGUCAGACUUCAUACAUUUUAGCCCAAACUAUUAGCAAGCUGAAGUGGACAGGCCAUGCCUGUCGUAGAGGCGAUGGUCGUUGGAGUCGGAAAGUCUUUGAGUGGAGACCGCGUAUAAGAAAGCUUAGUGUGGGACUCCCUUCAGCAUGAUGGACUGACGAUAUAAAGCGACUGGCGGGAAGUGGCUGGAUGAGGAAGGCUGAGGACCGGGUGUGGUGGCGCUCUAUAGGGAAGGCCUAUGUCCAACUGUGGACGUCCACAGGCAGGCAAUCUCAGGCGUGCAGGUCCGCCUUCCCGGAUAGGAAGGCGAAGUAGUCAUUCCUACUCUUAUUGUAAUUAUAUUGUCUGUGUUAUCUUAUAAUUUAAAACAAAAAAAAAACGCCGUAUUUUGUACUUAGAUUAGAGGAGCAAUAUUA
Molecule: messenger RNA, 3890 nt
Organism: Maniola jurtina (meadow brown)
Lineage: Eukaryota; Metazoa; Arthropoda; Insecta; Lepidoptera; Nymphalidae
Product: bromodomain-containing protein 4
Exons: 6
Coding region: 166-1524 (452 amino acids)
Source: RefSeq, a predicted model, not a curated record